This is a messenger RNA of Sciurus carolinensis (gray squirrel), 2745 nucleotides long. It is a transcript of the gene Fam194c, whose product is annotated as chromosome 19 C3orf20 homolog. The transcript is spliced from 16 exons. Bases 1 to 2745 code for a protein of 914 amino acids. Lineage: Eukaryota; Metazoa; Chordata; Mammalia; Rodentia; Sciuridae. The record is from RefSeq and is a predicted model, not a curated record.
AUGGGCAGCAAGAGCAUACAUGAGAAGAGCAACCGGGAGCUGUACCAGCAGUACACGGCCACGGCGCCCAGGCUGCUGGCGCGCAUCUCCAAGCUCCUCCUCGUCUGCCGCAGCGCGGGCGUGGCCAUCCCCAAGGGCAUCAGGAACAUCUUCGAGUUCACCUGGGAGGAGCUGGUCACCGACCCCGCCGUGCCCAAGCCCUCCGAGAUCCCGGGCCUGGACAUCACCCUCGGGUCCCCCCCGGUGCCGCUGGGGGAACCCACCUCGGCGCCGUCCCUGCUCCUGAAGAAGCUGGCCCCGCCCGCGCCGCCCCCGCCGUCCGCGCUGCACACCGCCUCUGGGUCGGCCAAGCAGCCCACCCCGUCUCCCGUCCCAGCCCGCCACACGGGCCAGGAGACCCUGCACAGGUUCCAGCGGCAGUCCAUCCACCUGCUCACCGAGCUCCUCACCUUGAAGAUGAAGGCCAUGGUGGAGUCUGCAUCCGCAGGUGCCAACCCCAUGGACGUCACCAGGCGCUUCGUGGAGGCCAGCCAGCUCCUCCACCUCAACGCCAAGGAGAUGGCCUUCGACUACCUGAUCGGCACCGUCGGGAGAAAUGGCUACAGUGCAGGAUCCGUGGGGAAAGAGUCCUUCACGAACGUCUCCGCCAUGGGCAUCAACUCGCCCUACCAGCUCAUCUACCAGUCUUCCACGGCGUGCCUCAGCUUCUCCCUCUCCACCGGAAAGGAGGUCAAGAAGAAGACAGGUACAGGCAAACUAAAGCUUCCAGACGAGAUCAGUAUGUCGCCCGUCCAGCGAACAGUGGGACCCCCUUCUGAAACCGUGGAGGUCACCGACCCCUGUCCUGAGGCUCGGGAAAAGCUGCAGGAGAUGUGUCGCCUCAUAGAGGCGGAGAGGACGACCUGGAAGGGGAAGAACGUCUUCUACCCCACGAUCCAGCGCAACUACACCACCAAGCUGCCCUUCCACUCGGCGCAGGCGUCCAAGGGGGACGCGUCGGCGCACCUCGCGUGCGCGCAGGUGUCGACUCCCGCCGCAACGCAGCCGCAGCCGGAGCCGCGGCUGGUGGCCCACUUUCCUUCCUACAUCCGGCCUUCCCAGGAGUGGAGGAUGCUCAAGAAGACGGUCAAGCUGCACUACUCCUUCUACGACGGCUCGUCCUUCAUAUACUAUCCCUCGGGAAACAUCGCCGUGUGUCAGAUCCCCACGUGCUGCCGAGGGAGAGCCAUUACCUGUCUUUUUAACGACACGCCUAACUUCCCCUUCCUGGCCCUGUUCAAUGCUGAAGGCCAAGGCUGUGUGCAGUACAACAUAAAGAACCGCUGCCCAUACGUCCUGAUCCUGGACGAGGAAGGCGGGACCACCAACGACACCAAGGGCUACGUCGUCCACAGGUGGAGCUGGACUUCCAAGACAGAAACUCUGGUCUCCCUGGAAUACAAGGUCAACGAGCAGAUGAAGCUGACGGUGCUGGGGCAGGACUCCAUCGUGGUCACCUUCACCUCCCUGAAUGAGACGGUAACGCUCACCGUGUCAGCCAAAGGCUGUCCCCACGUGACGGCUUUGGAAAAACGGCCAAACCGCAGGAUCAACAGCAUGGACGAGAAGAUGUCCAAGCUGACGCGAGCCCUGGCCGAGAUCAAGAGGAGGUUCCAGAAGACCGUGACUCAGUUCAUGAACUCCGUCCUGCUGGCGGCAGGUCUGUUCACCAUCGAAUAUCCCCCGAGGAGGGAAGAGUCAGAAUUCAGUCGGGUGAGGCUGAAAUCCGGAUCUCAUCUCGACAAGAUCCUCAAGUUGACCUUACACCCGGGAGAAAUUCUGUCCCGGCCCCAGUCGGCCCGACCAGAUUCCUUCAUGGAGGAGUCUGGAAAGGAGGAGGCCGAGUCUGCUCCCGUGAGCCCCGUCCAGAAGAAGAGCAGCAAAAUCCACGCCAAGGCCUCGGCCAUGUCCAGAGGGAAGGUGACCAGAGAGGUGCCCAGCGUCAUCAGGUGGGCGGCCUCGCCCUCCGACUGCCCCUUGGUGCUCCGGAAGCUCUUGCGCAAGGAAGACAUCCGGCCCGGCUGCAGGUGCAUCGUGAAGGCGCCCCUGGUGUCAGACGAGGAGCUGGAGCGCUUCCUGUCUGCACCACGAGACCCCAGCCAAGUGCUGGUGUUCGGCAUAGUCUCCAGCCAGAACCCCGCCAGCACCGCACAGCUCCAGUGGGUAGUGGACACUCUGUACAAUCAUCGACAGCAGGGUCGGGCCUCCCCCUGCAUCCAGUGCCGCCAUGACCCCUACCGCCUGCUGCGCUACGACCUGCACGGCCCCCUGCAGAAGAGCCCCCCGCUGCUGGUGAAGAGGUUCGCUGUGGUGCAGGGGAUGAUCCUGAUGUUUGCUGGAGGGAAGCUCCUUUUCGGGGGCCGCGUGUUGAAUGGCUAUGGCUUCAGCAAGCAGAACCUGCUCAAGCAGAUCUUCCGGGCCCGGCAGGAUUGCAAGAUGGGCUACUUCCUGCCGGACAACUACAAAUUCAGCAUUUUGGCGGCUCCCCCAAGCCUGGAAGAUUCUGAGCCAGAUAAGAAAGCCGUGUCUGUGGAUCUCGAGGGAAGCUUCUCCUCGUUGGGCCUGGGAGACAAGGUGGACAAGGAAUUCACUCCCCCGGUUGACAUGAAGUCCAAAGAUGCCGAAUUGGACUCACAUAUUGUCACCAAAAUCAGAAGGGGCAGCAGGAAGGUGACUGGCUGGAAGAAACAGUCCAGCAAGAAGUGA